Messenger RNA from Hydractinia symbiolongicarpus, 1293 nucleotides. RefSeq lists its product as uncharacterized. The transcript has a single exon. NCBI's taxonomy places the organism in Eukaryota, Metazoa, Cnidaria, Hydrozoa, Anthoathecata, Hydractiniidae. The record is from RefSeq and is a predicted model, not a curated record. The coding region runs from base 1 to 1287 and encodes 428 amino acids.
AUGUUUAUUAUGUCUUAUUCACAAGGUAACAUUCUUCCUACAACACAUCAAACAACAAAUGUAGAUGAUUCGUUAGCAGUAUUACCUGACAUUGCAGACCUUUGGAAAUUGGAAACUAUUGGAAUAAACUCACUUGAAAAUAAGAAUUCCGACGAUGAAGAAGUUAUGAAUCAUUUUAAAAACACUGUAAAGAGAGACGGAGAAAGAUACGAAGUGGCGUGGCCAUGGAGAAAGGAAAACAUUGCACUACCAGAAAAUUAUGAACUAUGUAUUGGAAGAUUGAAAUCGUUAUAUAAGAGAUUAUCAGAGAACCCCGAGGUACUACGAAAAUACGACGCCAUCAUUAAAGACCAGUUGCAAAAAGGAAUGAUCGAGACACUAGAGGACAAUAGUGAAAGAGGAGAGAGGAUACACUACAUACCGCAUCAUGCAGUCAUCACACCUGAGAAGAAUACAACGAAAGUUCGAAUCGUUUAUGAUGCUUCAGCAAAGACAAAGAAAUCAAACUUAAGCUUAAACGAAUGUCUACAUCGCGGGCCUGUCAUCCUAGAAGACCUUUGUGGAUUGCUGAUACGAUUCCGUACAAAGAAGAUUGGAUUAGUUGCAGACAUAGAGAAAGCGUUUUUACAAGUUUCUUUACAACCUAAAGAGAGAGACGUAACGAGAUUCGUUUGGUUAAAAGACAUCAACACUCCACCUUCACCGGACAACCUACAAACCUUCAGAUUUUCAAGAGUUCCCUUUGGUAUCAUCUCAAGCCCUUUUCUACUUGGAGCAACGAUAAAACAUCACUUGGAAGAAACAUCAGAUGCAGAAGUAACAGAAGAAGAAGUAUCAGAAGUAUCAAACAUCAGCAAAGACAUGUAUGUAGACAAUCUUAUGACUGGAACUAACAGCAAUGAAGAUGCAAUCAAUUUAUAUGAAAACUCUAAAGAAAGUUUCAAAGCAAUUGGAAUGAACAUCAGAGAUUGGAAGUCAAACUCAACAACAGUUAACAACGCUUUUCCCGAAAAUGAUCGACUAGAAGGAACAAUGAUCAAAGUGCUUGGACUUCAGUGGAAUACAGAGAAUGAUCAAUUGAUGAUAACGACUGAAAAAUUCAAGAACCUAUCACCAGCAACAACAAAACGACAAGUCCUUACAACGAUUGCGUCACUGUUUGACCCGCUCGGAUAUCUUUCACCAUCAACAAUAAAGAUGCGACUUUUCCUACAGAAACUUUGGGAUCAAGAUAAAAAUUGGGAUGAUGAGUUAGAGAAAACGACAUCGACGAAUGGAACCGUAUAAAGUCCG